Molecule: messenger RNA, 200 nt
Organism: Racocetra fulgida
Lineage: Eukaryota; Fungi; Glomeromycota; Glomeromycetes; Diversisporales; Gigasporaceae
Source: the annotation of a GenBank genome assembly
AUGUCAUUAUCAGCAUCUUUAUCACAAAAUCCAUCCGACUUAUCGUUAUCUUAUUUAAAAUCAUUAAAAAAUGUGGAAGAUAUCCAAGAAUGCUUGAGAAUUUUGGAUUUAGAAGAAAAUCAGGUUGAUGCUAAUUUAGAUGAAUUAUUGGAAAAAGGGUCACAGCUCGAAACUGAAUUGGAUAAAUUGAAAAUUCUCGG